Molecule: messenger RNA, 1555 nt
Organism: Wasmannia auropunctata (little fire ant)
Lineage: Eukaryota; Metazoa; Arthropoda; Insecta; Hymenoptera; Formicidae
Gene: Pex16
Product: peroxisomal membrane protein PEX16
Exons: 5
Coding region: 308-1318 (336 amino acids)
Biological process (GO): peroxisome organization
Cellular component (GO): peroxisomal membrane
Source: RefSeq, a predicted model, not a curated record
AAGCGUACGCGCGUUUAUCUGUGGAUGUGCCUUUACGCAAAGCUUUCAAAAAAAAAAAAAAAAGAGAAAUCGAUUUUCGAGACCUUUCGCGCGUCGAUUUGACGCAGGGAAUCGAAUUUGAUAUCGAAGAUUCCAGACUCCGACCUUCGGAACGUGUCUGGCCGAUUCUAGCCUCAAAUUGACGUGCUCAACGUGAUGUGACAUAAUGAUUUACGUUUUCGUAAUGAGAUAAGCGGAAUUUUGAAGUGUCCACCGGAUAUUUCGCUGUAAAGCUGAAUAACGCUGAAAUAAUUAACGUAACAACGAGAUGGCGAGCUGCGUUAAUUCCACGUUAAACAACCUGCUGGCGUCGUACAAGAAGUGGAUCGUGGCGAAUCCGCAGCUACUGACGGAUAUCGAGGCUACCGUCAGAUGUUUAUCCUACUUCAGUUUUGGGCAAUUGCGCAAUUCGACCUUGGCCGUGGAAUUGAUUUAUUCCAUGCCGAAUCUGAUCGUGCUCUGCAACGACUUGCUUAUGUACAGCAGCAGGCGCCAGCACCUGAAGAUACCUCAGUUCGACUCCAAGAUUAAAAUCUGGCUCACCGUGGUGGAGUACACGGAGACGCUGCUCGAGGUGUCCGCCAAGAAGUUGUGGGGCCCAAAGGGAAAGUGGCUGAUGAUCGUAGUUAUACAAUUGUUCAAGUCCGUACUGCGACUGCUGUUAAUUCAUGUAUAUAAGGAACGCGUGACGAAAAGUCCAGCGACCCCGCCGCUCAACAGAGAGAAGUUCAAUAAAGUUAUCGACAGUGUGCAAUUGAGGGAGGGCUUUAUGCUGAAAAGAUCGGGCACCGUUGUCAGAAGUAUAAGACAUUCGGUUCCUGUAGACAUACGAACGUGGAAGGCUCUGCCACCUGUCACGGACGAGAAUGAGAAUCUGGCUAAGAAUCAGGAAUCCGAGAGGAAUCUUAAACUAGCCGAGAGUCUUUACGUGACAAAACCACUGCUUCAUCUCGGCUGCAUGUACAUUACCAACCAGAAACACUGGCCACCGUGGAUAUUGUCGCUUAUCAUCGAUAUAGCCAGUUUAAAUAUCUUCACUCGUUACGCCCGAAGAGAAUUAUUUAGCAAGGAUGAGGAAGAGGAGCUUGUGCGUCGAAGAUUGAGCUUGCUGCUGUACAUUUUGAGAUCGCCCUUUUACGACAAAUACAGCCGCAACAAGAUAAACUCGCUGCUCGACACGAUAUCUACCUCCGUGCCCCUCGCCAAGUACUUGACGAGUGCCGUUAAAAAGAAUUUACCGUAUAUGCAGAGUAUGUAUUUUUACAUGUGGUCGCGCUAAGUUUAGGCUACGAGAGACGAGAGCUGAAUUCUGUACAAAUACGAAAACAGCAUAAUCGUAAGCAUUCCAAUCUACUAAUAAUUGGGGACAUAAAGUAAUGUUAUUUUUGUACUUCUAUCUAUUUACAUUAUUCUAUCAUGAAUUCUGUUAUGAAUUCUAAGCGAUGAUGGUUGGUUUAUAACUAUUUAGUAUAUUUUAUUUCAUUAAUUUAUAGAAAUAAAUUAUAUAUGAAGGGCA